CUGCGCGCCGAGGUGGGGCGGCCCCAUUGUGCGGCGCUGAGGUAACGCCGCGGCCCUUUCUGCCGGCCAUGGAGAACGGCGACGGCGUGGGGGCGAACUCUGCCCCCUCGGGGCUCCCCGCCGGGCUCUCGGCCUCCCAGCGCCGAGCCGAGCUGCGGCGGAGGAAGCUCCUGAUGAACUCGGAGGAGCGAAUCAAUCGCAUCAUGGGCUUCCACCGCCCCGCGGCGGGCAAGGGUGAUGAAAGUCACACGGAAUCCAAGCUGCCGCUGGAACAGGAGAAAUCGAACUCCCUUCCCAUCCCUUCUGUUUCCAAGCGAAUUGUGCUCGGGGAUUCUGUCUGCCCCGGGGCAGGCGCAGCCGAGCACGCCGGGGGCGUGCUGGACCUCAGAGGGGAGAAGGACUUGUUCGGUAAAGCCCCGGAGCUGGGCAGCGAGGGGCCGGGCGAGCUCCGGCCCCGCGGCAGGGGGGACCUGCCGUCUGAGGCGGCCCCGCGGCCCCCUAGGCACGGCUUGGAGCAGUACUUGUCCAGGUUCGAUGAAGCCCUGAAGCUGAGGAACCAGCUGAUGCACGAGAAGCCGAGCCAGGAGAACGGGAACGCUGCAGAGGAGUUCGACUCGUUCCGCGUUUUCCGGCUGGUGGGAUGCGCCCUGCUGGCCGUCGCCGUCAGGGCGUUCGUCUGCAAGUACCUGUCAAUAUUUGCACCCUUUCUUACUCUACAACUUGCUUACAUGGGGCUCUCCAAGUACUUUCCAAAGUGUGAGAAGAAGGUGAAAACCACCGUGCUGACUGCUGCUCUGCUGCUGUCUGGGAUCCCUGCAGAGGUGAUCAGUCGCUCCAUGGACACCUACAGCAAAAUGGGAGACGUUUUCACAGACCUCUGUGUCUACUUCUUCACCUUCAUCUUUUGCCAUGAACUGGUUCUGGUUUUUGGUUCUGAAGCACCCUGAGGGCUGUAGAGCUCAACCCAGUAGCUGCACUAAAGCUUUCUGGACCAUAUUCCUUUCAUGUCUGGCUGUGCAGACAGAUUUAAACCUUCAUUAAAACCCUUUGCCUGGUGGAAUGCUUGAGAGGAGCCUUAAAUCCAGGCCUGCUGGGAAAGGGUGAGCAGGGUCCCAGGCUCAGCUGUGUUGGUUCUGUUUAUUUAAAUGCUGUGUCUGUCUAUUGCAAAUGUGAAGACUAAGAUGUGUCAGUGGAUGACUUGUUUGGUUUAGUUAGGUGAUGCUGUUUCAGCCUCCUUCAUAAACAUUCUUCAAACUGUUCUCUUCAGUGAGAACAAAGAGAAUUCCUUUUAGCAGCACCAUCUGUGUGUGUGGCCAUAGCUCCAGAGUGACUGUAGCUGACAGGAGCUGCUCAUUCUGUGGUGUUGCCCUUUCUUAAGAAAUCUCUCAAUAAAAGAAAUCCUUUUAUCCUCUUGUCCAGAUCCAGAGCGUGGAACCAAGCUGCUGCUUCAGGAGAAGGCUGGUGAAACAUGCAUUACUUGUGCUUGUGAUGAUUAUAGUGCAAAGCAGCUAAGCAAAGCCCAGCAAACAAGCCCUGUUGCUUCUGGAUGUCACUGGCUGGGAAGCAGGAGGAAACAACAUGGUGAAUCUCACCCGCUGGGGAGUGUCCAGCAGCCUGAGCCCCGUGGAGCUCUCAUGUGAGCUACACACAGCAACCAUUCUGAUGCCUUUUGUUAUGUAGCUGCUCAUUUCAUGGGGGGAGAGUUGUGUGUGUUGGCAACCAGCAGUAUCAAAUGUUUCCUCUGGCAUAUGUAAAGCUUCAAGGGAACUAGGAGCUUUUCUAGCUCCAUGCUGGGUGGCAAAGCAAACUACUAUGGCGUUCAUGUCUGCAGUUGUCUCUUAUUGCCAGACACUUGCAUGGAAACAGGAUCUAACUGCAGAGGGAGGAGCUGUGGAGUGCUCCAGCACUCUCUGAGCAGGGCUGUUGGUGUGUUUUGGUGUGCUUCAGGAGCUGCCAGUAAACCACAGCAGCCAUUCCUGUUUACAUCUCCUAUGCUGCAAGUGACAGUGAAACAGAGCAUAGUGGCUUGGAGUUGACUCUUGCUUGAAGACAUCCAGAGAGGUGGGAGCUGACCCAUCCCUGGAACAGCAGGUCAGGUUGGUUGGGGCUCUGAGCAACCUGCUGUAGGUGCAGCUGUCCCUGCUGAGUGCAGGGGCUUGGACUGGAUGAGCUUCAAAGGUCCCUUCCAACCCAACCCAGUGCAUGCUCUAGGUACGGAGGGAGAAGGACAUUUGGCAUCCCAUGGCUGCCCAGACAGGGAGGUGCAGUCUAGCACAGAUGAAUCCUGUUGCUGGAUGGAGUCACAAGCCUGUGACUGCUCUUGUCAGACUCCUAGGAAUUCUGCACCUGGGAGGGAGGAAUUGUCAUUGCAGAGGGCUUCAAUGCCCUUAGUCUGUGAAGUGGCCACUGAAGUUACAUUUGGUGUUAGCUUCACCUUGCAGCUUUCUGUUUGGAAUCUGGACUGUCAGGUGAUCUAGGCCAAGGCCUCUCAUUAGCAGAGAGAAACUUCUCUUGGUGUUUGUCUGCAGGCUUUUUCAGGGCCAGGGGGAGCAGAAGCGUUCAGUGAUGCCUGUUCAAAGAGCUUCACGCUGAAUGUUCCUGCGAAAGCUUCCUGCCACGAUUCCAGUGCUGCCUUCCUGCCUCCCAGGCUGGGUAGCUGCUUGUUUGUGGCAUGGAAGCAGGGAGCUUGUUUUCAUCUGACAGGAUUUUGUCUUUGUAGUGGUUAUUUCCUCGUGUUAUUUUAACAGCUGUCGUGUUAGAGGCGGCCAGGGCUGGGCUGCAGAAGAUUCUGACGUAGGUCUAUCAGCACCAACCCUGGCUCCAA
This is a messenger RNA of Dryobates pubescens (Downy woodpecker), 2824 nucleotides long. RefSeq names its product calcium modulating ligand (gene CAMLG). Gene Ontology annotation, biological process: tail-anchored membrane protein insertion into ER membrane. Gene Ontology annotation, cellular component: GET complex. The transcript has 4 exons. Lineage: Eukaryota; Metazoa; Chordata; Aves; Piciformes; Picidae. The coding region runs from base 69 to 947 and encodes 292 amino acids. The record is from RefSeq and is a predicted model, not a curated record.